CACCGCGCCAUCGAGGCGGCUCUUAAUCGACCAUCUAUCUAGCUCAAACAGCCUAUAAUAGAGGCCUCUCGGAUCUUCAUGCCACUCUAACUGCUUCACAUGCCUUCCGAGCUUGCUCUGGGUCCACCUGGCGGCGGCCCAUGCUUAUCAACAAAACCAGCAAAAGACCGACGAUGGCCCGCGUCGGCGGUGGGUGGUGGUGGUGCUGCUGUAUCUCGUCGCUGGAUGCUCUGAUUGCGACGCUGAAGUGCUCAAGCGAAAACUCGGGUCUCUCCCAGUGCUGCACGACUGAAAAAAAACACAAGGUGGGCCAGCAGGCUUGUGAGGUGAACAGCCCCACAGCUCUACCAGGAAACGGAGGAGGAAGAGGAGACCCUCUGNUCGGUGCACGUGCCCGUCGAACGGGAGGAAUGACCCGGUCGGGCAGGAAACGGAGGAGGAAGAGCCAACGCCCAGACUACUUCCUAGCUAUUUUCGCCGAGAAAGAAAGGAAGGCAGAGUUUCGCCAAUGCAGUAAAUGCAAGUACCGGAAAUCGGACAGGAGCCGCGUAAGGUGGUAUCCCAUGGAUGCUGCAGGAGAUCAUGUCGCGGAGGGUAAUGCGAUGGUGAGUGAUGGUGAUUGGUGGUGCGGCCGUUGCUACCAGAGCCGGUUGAACGGCAUGAAGAGAGACGACAAACCGACAGAGGAACAAGCGGGGGACGAGGCGCNGCGCCGACGCUUCUAGAGCCUUCGAGCACGGUGCGCAGGAUGAUGGAUGACGUCCUCGGUCGAGGUGAGAUCCUUUGCUGGCAGAACGUCGCCGGUUGGCUAGCUGCUGAACGCGCGAAGGUUGGCAUGGGGGAGAUAACGGGGAAGUACGCACGACAACUCGUCCUGGACUUGUUUA
This is a messenger RNA of Ectocarpus sp. CCAP 1310/34, 887 nucleotides long. Lineage: Eukaryota; Phaeophyceae; Ectocarpales; Ectocarpaceae. The record is from the annotation of a GenBank genome assembly.